This is a messenger RNA of Pleuronectes platessa (European plaice), 5378 nucleotides long. RefSeq names its product zinc finger, MIZ-type containing 2 (gene zmiz2). Gene Ontology annotation, biological process: regulation of transcription by RNA polymerase II; protein sumoylation. Bases 616 to 3324 code for a protein of 902 amino acids. The record is from RefSeq and is a predicted model, not a curated record. The transcript has 20 exons. NCBI's taxonomy places the organism in Eukaryota, Metazoa, Chordata, Actinopteri, Pleuronectiformes, Pleuronectidae. Gene Ontology annotation, molecular function: SUMO ligase activity; zinc ion binding.
GAGCCCUCUCCUCCCCUCCUGCUGUACACGAUGUGGGGUGUCUGACCCAAAUCUGCAAAGUGCAAUAGGGAAACCAGAGAGAAGAACCAAGGGGGAGGGGAUGUGGAGGCAAGGCUCUGAUGUUGGAAAAUUAGCAUGUCAGUUGGUAACCGUCAGAUAAAGAAAAUCAUUAGUGGGAGGUAGAAGGAGAGCAGCAGUUGGCAGCAGCAGUGUGGAAAUAAGGAUUGUGUAGGAAAUAGAGAAAAGAUCAUGUAUUGAAGAAGGGAAUGUGGCAGAUAAACAUGAGGGCUGUUAUUAAAUGAACCAAAUCGAGGAACAAGAAGAACAAGCGUGUGUUGGCGAGCGACUGAUUGUACGUCGCCGUUUCCGGGCGGAGCGUCUGCCUCCUCACAUCUCCGUUCUCUUAAAUUCCUUUUGAAAUCAGCAUGCUAAAUUUAGCUCCCAGCACCCCUCCCCCUCCUUUUGAGAGGUAUCAGAGCUACAGCAGUCAGUGAUAGGCUAACAUUUUGAUGUGCACAGUCCACACACACACACACACACAUCCAGACACACAGAGAUUAAAGAGCUGCCACUUGAAGACAGUGGGGGCUCUCUGAUGAUCCCCCCGUUCAUCCGAUGAACCACCUCAACUCCAUGAAACCCUCCCUGCCUCCCAAUCCACAAAGCAGUGACGGCCCCUAUCUAAAUGACCCAGUCUCCUGGCAACCAGGCACCAAUCAGCACCCAGGAUCUCUCUCUGUAGUAACCACAGUGUGGGGCGUGACCAAUCCCACACAUAGUCAGGUGUUCUGUGCACCCAUGGGUCCAGGUGAAAGUUCUGGCAGUCACAUGAUGCCUGGUGGCAGCCCUGGUAUGGGCCCUGGUAUGGGCCCUGGCAUGGCCUCCCAGUUUAUGGGACAACAGUCAUAUGGAGACGCUGUAUCUAAAGGCUAUGGUCACCCACUGAUGUAUGGACGCCCCAACGCCGGCUACAACCAACCCUCGGCCUAUGGUGGAAGUUACUCUGGUAACAGUGGAGGUGCCGGUCUGGGCGUGCGUCCUCCCUCAGAAUUCACCCAGGCUGCUGCCGCCGCUGUUGCUGCCGCCGCCGCCACAGCAACUGCAACUGCCACAGCAACUGUAUCAGCAAUACAGGAAAAACAGCAUCAGGAGCUGAGCUAUGGACAGAUGGGUGGAGCAUCAACUUACAGCACCCAGUUCCUGUCCCAUUCGGGCCCCCGUGGUCCUCAAGUGAUGAACCCUGGUGGGAUGGUCCCUUCCAGGCCUGGACUUCCACCCUCCGCUGGGGGCUUAUAUGCCUCUCACGCUGCACAGGCACAGAAGAUGGCCCAGCAUGUGGGCUAUCCUGGUGGACAGCAGGGGCUCAAACGGCCUUACCAUUCAGAGGGUUAUCCACCACAGCAGUACGGCUCUGGUGGGAUGUCGGGAUACCCCAACCAGCCUCUGCAGUACCCCCCCGGCCCACAGCAGAGAUGUGCCCCCUCACCCUCUUACCCCUCCAGCCGGGUGCCUUUAAUGGGACAGUACCCUUCUGGACCACACAACCCAGCACAGUUCCCUCCUGGAGCAGUUCAGCCUAAUCCUCCACAGUAUUAUAAGUCGGAGCCGUUCAAUGGUCAGGGCAGCCUGCCAACAGGAGGAGCAGGGGGAUACAAUGCCUUCACACAGGCCGCAGUGAACGGGCAAGGUCGGGGUGGAGUGAUGCCCGGGUAUCCCGUCUCACCGAUGGGAGGGAACCCCACCCCCCCAAUGACACCUGGCACUACCAUACCCCCCUACCUAUCCCCAGGCCAGGACACAAAACCACCCUAUCUUCCACCAGACACCAAACCCAACAUUAGCACCCUGCAGCCCUCUACAGGUAACCCCAGUGAUGACCUGCGGCUGACUUUCCCGGUACGAGACGGUGUCGUGUUAGAGCCGUUCAGACUUGAGCACAACCUGGCCGUGAGUAACCACGCCUUCCAGCUCAGAGACUCCGUCUACAAAACACUCAUGUUGAGACCUGACCUGGAGCUGCAGUUUAAGUGCUACCACCACGAGGACAGACAAAUGAACACUAACUGGCCUGCCUCUGUGCAAGUGAGCAUCCUCACUUUUUCUUUGGUUAGUGUCAAUGCAACCCCUUUGUCCAUUGAGCGAGGGGACAACAAAACCUCCCACAAGCCUCUGUACCUAAAGCAAGUGUGUCAGCCAGGACGUAACACAGUACAGAUCACAGUAACCGCAUGCUGUUGUUCCCACCUGUUUGUGUUACAGCUGGUCCACCGGCCGUCUGUCAGGUCUGUCCUGCAGGGUUUGAUGAAAAAGAGACUGCUGCCGGCUGAGCACUGCAUAACAAAGAUCAAGAGAAACUUCAGCAGUGGCACUAUCCCCGGGACCCCCGGUCUGAACGGUGAGGACGGUGUGGAGCAGACGGCAAUUAAAGUCUCUCUCAAAUGCCCGAUCACAUUUAGACGAAUUCAGCUGCCAGCCAGAGGUCAUGACUGCAGACACAUACAGUGUUUCGACCUGGAGUCCUAUUUGCAACUCAAUUGUGAAAGAGGGACCUGGAGGUGUCCUGUGUGCAAUAAAACCGCUUUGCUUGAGGGGCUGGAGGUCGACCAGUACAUGCUUGGUAUUCUUGUCUAUAUCCAGAACUCUGACUAUGAGGAGAUCACCAUAGACCCAGUGUGUGGUUGGAGACCAGUGCCCAUCAAACCAGACCUGCACAUAAAAGAGGAGCCUGAUGGUCCAGUGCUGAAGCGCUGCCGCACAGUCAGCCCGAGCCACAUGGUGUUGCCCAACGUCAUGGAAAUGAUCGCAGCUCUGGGCCCUGCGUCCUCUCCAUACCAGAGUCUGACAGCAGGAGGCAGGAGCACCCCCGACUACAACAGGCCAGGGAGCCAGGGAUUUUCCAGCCAAACAGGGUUUACAGACUUCCCCAACACUCCUGGCACCCCGACACUGGGAGAGUAUGCUUCUGCCUCCGGGCCACCACCUCUACUCCCCUAUCAGUCUGACCAGGUCCCUCAUCCUGGACGAAUGGAACACUCCCAGCACAUCCUGCAGCAGCACAGCUCCAGUGUUCAUGGUAACCAGGGUCUCUGUGACACCGGCAGCCCGCUGUCGCAGCGGAACACCAAUACCCAGAACCCCCGGAUGCAGAGCGAAGGCUCCUUUGGUCUGGGAGGCCAAGGAGCACCUGGAGGAGAGGGAGCCGAUCAUGCACUAGAUCUUCUUCCUGAGCUGACCAAUCCGGACGAGCUGCUGUCCUAUCUGGGUCCCCCCGACCUCCCGAACAACAGCAGCGAUGACCUCCUCUCUCUGUUCGAGAACAACUGAUGACCUUCAGAUUCUCACACCUGCAAGUCCAGCCUCCGCUUCUCUGUUUGCUGUAGCCCAGGAUGAACACUGCACCAUCUCUGAUGGCACCCAUCACUCUGUGUGCAUGUGUGUGUGCGUGUGUACAUUCGUGUGUCAUUUUGAAGUGUCCUGCGCUUCUUUGAAGUCUGUUCAGUACUCUGUAGAGGGAAUGGCAUGGAACACUCUACACCUGAACACUGUCCACAAUAAGUAUGAAGAAUAAAAGAGUACAGUGGGCUCUGACUGUGCAGACCAGCAUUUUAAACUAAAGCACAACUCACAGGCUGAGGGAUCUUUAUGUAUAGAUAGUUAUAAUUGAUAGGUGGGGGGGAUAGUGGAACACGGCAAGUGUUAUUGAGGAGUGACAGCAACAUGGUGCCUGUGUCUAAUCCACACAUUUCCACUCAAACAAGUCUGACCCCACAAACCUGCUGCUCCAAACGUUGGGACCACUGAGGUCAGUGGCUACGGGAGAAGCUGCUGCACCAUUUUGAGGUAACAUGAGCUGCAGCAGCAGUCCGAUGCUUUCUGAAAUCUUCAAAUAGAAAAUGUGGUGACUCUAAAAAACAGAUUUGUGUAUUUAUAAAGGAAAGCAGUUGCUAUGUGUCUGCUGUGAUUUAUAACCUUAUUCUUUUGAACUCUAUUGAUGGUUAGCUAAAGCAUUUAUGCAUUACUGCUCCCAAGUGGACUGGAGUGCAGACUGCCGUCUCAAACCUUAUUUUUAAAGUGUACCAGUUCUCAAAAGGAUCCGGAUCCAAACUAAUGUUGAUUAUCACAAGACCUGUUAUUUCUUACAUCAUAAUGAUGAAGGAUAACGUCACAUUUUUGUUUUGUAUAUAUCUACGACAGUAAAAAUUGAAUCCAAGGUUUAUCUCCUAACAUGGUAAACGACGAUAAAACUAGAAUGGCAGAGUGCACACCUCCGCCAAAGGAAAUCUGGUCUAGGGAAAGAAAGUCUGGUAAUCUGCACCACAUUGUUUAAAAUCCAUGUCUCAACACCAUAAAGAAGUCAGAUUUUUACUUGGCUUCAUUAUCCCCUGGAGAAAUUGACAAAAAGUCAUAAAAGAAAAUCCAGCCCUAAAACCAGAUCUCCAACCAAACUUUAAUGAGUUCCUUCUCAGCCAAUACACCAUCCCUCCACCAGGUUUGGUGCAAAUCAGUUCUCUACAAACAAAAAGGAAGAAACAGACAUGGGUGAAAACAAUAAUAGUGAAUAAAGCCCAGCCUACAAAGGCCCAGAUAAAUAUUUUUAUGUUGGGACACCACUGAGGUUCAUUGUAUCUCUAACAUCCUUCAGCACUGUGAACUAUAUAAAGACUCCCACCUCUCACUCUGUUGAGUUCACCCUCUUUUGGGGAUGGUGUGUCUGAGUGUGGCUGUUUCAAGCUGUUUCAUACUGUAAAUGCUGUGUGUCAUGGCCUUUUCUGCCAUUUGAAAGCUAUUUGUAUGUUUAUAAAUUGUCACCUGUAUAACCCAUCACGACGCGGGUUUGUGUACUGUAUAAUCAGCUGUUUUCAUUAGAGAACGUGUGUGUAUCAAAUGAAUUGUUAAUCAUAGUAAGUUUAAAUGUUAUUAGUUGGAGAAUGGAUCAUUGUUGGCACUGUACACAUGCUGUGUUAGAAAAUUGAUAAACCAAUUGUAAAAAACAAGUGGUCAUACAUACACGCAUGAUGCAUGUAUGACAGAAGUCGGCUGACACGGAGUAUUGCAGUUCAAGAUGUAAAGUUUGAAAUUGUUCUAAAUGCCACUUUUUGAAGCUGACUUUUUUUCCCCUAUGAAUUCAACCCUGCAUCGUCAUGACAACAGCAAAUAAUGUUUCCUGCUAACUUGAGCGACACAAUGUUAUUUGGAAAUGGACUGUUUAACUUCAAAUUUAUAGGGGAAAGUUUUUUUUUAUUUGUAAACUACUACACAUAUUUUGUAAUUCACUGUAAUUGACAUUAUUUUCUAUUUAUAUUUUAAUCAUCGUACCUACAGUUACGUUUUCCCUUCCCUGACAGAAUCACAAUUAAAAUCACUUUAUUUGACAAGAA